AUGGCUAACGGCACGAAUUUCCGCGUUGUCCCAGGGGGAGAGGAGAGCAGCGAGAGCGACGACGACGGCUGGGGUAUCGGGUUCAUGUCCCAGGCCCAGUGUUUAGAUGAAAUCUCGCACAGCCAGGAUAAAAAUGAAGUUUUCAAAAAAGCAUUAACUGCUGGAAAUUUGUCUGUCAUUGAGGAACUUUUAAAUACAGGCAUAAAUGUAGAAUCUAGCCUUAAGUUUGGAUGGACUCCCCUCAUGUAUGCUGCUAGUGUUGCGAAUGUGGAACUUAUGUAUCUCCUUCUAAGCAGAGGUGCAAAUGCAAGCUUUGAGAAGGAUGAUUAUUCAGUAUUGAUGGCUGCAUGUACUGCAUCUGGUUCAGAAGAACAGAUUUUAAAGAGUGUAGAACUACUGCUUUCAAGAAAUGCAAAUCCUAAGGCUGCAUGCAAGAAGAAAAUGACUCCAUUAAUGUAUGCAGCCAGAGAAGGCCAUUCUCAAGUUAUUGCUCUUCUUGUUGUUCAUGGAUCACAAGUAAAUGCCCAAGAUAAAGGCGGUUACACUGCAUUAACGUGGGCAGCAUGCCAGGGCCAUAAAAAAGUAGUAUUCAAGCUGCUUGAACUUGGAGCUGAUAAAUCAAUACAGACAAAAGAUGGACAGACCCCAGGAGAGAUUGCAAAGAAGAACAGGCAUUUAGAGCUUUUCAGUUUACUAUCUUUGACGGCAAAUCCUUUCCAAAGAAAAUUCCAGAACCUGAGCAAAGAGGAACCUAUUCACAGAUUUAUAGCUGCAGUUCCAGAUACCCUUAAAAGCCAUAAAAGCAGUUCCUAUGCAGCUUUUAGUGACAUGGAAGUCUUUCUACAUGGUCUUGAACUUGAACAUAUAACAGAAUUACUGAAGGAGAGAGAAAUACCUUUAAGACAGCUUUUGACAAUGGCAAAAGAAGACUUAAUACAAAUUGGCAUCAACAAUACUAGAGAUCAACAAAAACUUUUAGGUGCUGUUAAAGAACUACAUAUAGAAGAAAUAAAGUUGGAAGAGCUGUCUGCAGUGACAAACUUGGAAUUCAGUGGUGAUGAAUUUCUUUCCUUUCUUAUGAAACUAAAAAGACAAUGCAGUCAACUUAAAACUUCUGUGCAGAAUGUUAUUAGUCAGUUUCCUACAGAUGCUCAUAAGUUGGUUCUUGAAUGGAGUCCACCCCAUAGUCUUGCUAGAGUAUGUGAAGAACUCAUUUUGAGUGCUGAAGAUCUGACUGCAGAGGCUGAAAAACUGAAAAUGGUCAUGAAUAAGCUCCAAGAUGGGCAGAAUGAUGAUCCUUGCCGAGUGCAAUCUUUGGUGGAAUACAGCAGAUGGAAGACAACUUUUUUAAAAAUAGCAGUACUAUCUGUGGUUGGGUCUGGUUGUGUUUUCUUUAUUUUCAAGUUAUCUCUAAAGAAAAACUGA
This is a messenger RNA of Thamnophis elegans (Western terrestrial garter snake), 1425 nucleotides long. RefSeq names its product ankyrin repeat, SAM and basic leucine zipper domain containing 1 (gene ASZ1). Gene Ontology annotation, molecular function: protein binding. Gene Ontology annotation, biological process: piRNA processing. Bases 1 to 1425 code for a protein of 474 amino acids. Gene Ontology annotation, cellular component: pi-body. The record is from RefSeq and is a predicted model, not a curated record. The transcript has 13 exons. NCBI's taxonomy places the organism in Eukaryota, Metazoa, Chordata, Lepidosauria, Squamata, Natricidae.